CUUGACCUUUGCAAAUCAGCUAAGCGCAGUCACCUUGCAACUUAUUCUAGAGCUUAAAAAAGAGAGAAAAUGAAGACUCUUACUUUUGUAGCAUUCCUAGCCUUAGCUACUUACGUGGCUGGAGAUGGGCUGAAACUGCUCAACUGCACAAAGGAUUGCCAGAAAGCAGAUCCCAAUUCUAUGAUGCCAUUUGUCAUGAGACUGAAGAUUGCAGAGUUUGAGAAAUGUGCCAGGAAGCACGAGUGCCCACUGAAGAAACGAAGCAUAUCCAACAUUGAAUGCUCGAAUGGCCAAGCAGGCGAAUAUGAGUGCGAUAAAGUUGACCUCUUAGCAUUUAUAUCACUCAACGAUUUGGGCUGCAAUGGUGAUGCUAAUGAUAUAUGGGGCUGGACUGAUCCAGAAACUAAGAAGGAAUACGCUAUCAUUGGUUGCUAUGAUGGGACGUCAUUUGUGGAUGUCACUGAACCUACUUCACCACAAGUACUUGGAUUCCUACCAACUUAUACAACAGGAAGCAGCUGGAGAGAUAUAAAGGUUUAUGCCAAUCACGCUUUCAUUGGCAGCGAAGCUUUUGAUCACGGACUACAAGUAUAUGAUCUGCUUGGACUGAGGAACCUAAAGGCAAAAGAUGACGGUAGCGUCAAUGUACUGAAAGAAGAUACUCAUUAUGGUGAAUUUGGUUCAUCUCAUAACAUUGUCAUCAACGAAGAGACUGGAUAUCUUUAUUCUGUUGGCUCCAGGACCUGCACCAGUGGCCUUCAUGUUGUUAACAUCCGUGACCCUCAAAACCCACAAUAUGCCGGAUGCUUUGGACAGGAUGGCUAUGUCCAUGAUGCCCAGUGUGUCGUAUACAAAGGCGUAGACGCACGAUACAAUGGAAAGGAGAUCUGUUUCUGCUACAACGAAAACACGCUAACAAUCGUUGAUGUAGAAGACAAAAACGAUAUGAAAAUGCUGGGAAGGAUGUCUUACGAAGGAUACCGCUACACUCACCAAGGGUGGCUCAAUGAGAAGCAAACAAGGCUUCUUUUGGAUGACGAACUGGACGAGUUGUAUGGUUCUAAUCCACACACACGUACUAUGAUCUGGAAUGUUGAGGACCUGACAAAUCCAGUCCUGCAGGGUAGCUUUUAUUCUAGCCAACAAGCCACCGAUCACAAUCUUUACAUCAAGGGCAACCUUGCCUACCAAUCAAACUACUGUGCUGGUCUCCGCAUACUUGAUGUCUCAAACAUUGAAGGAGGAGAGCUCACGGAAGUUGGAUACUUUGAUGUAGCCCCAGACUGCAGUGCCCCUGGUUUCUCAGGCUCCUGGUCAAACUAUCCCUACUUCACAAGUGGCACGAUCAUCGCCAGCAGCAUCGAGAGGGGUCUCUUUGUCCUUAAGUACACUGGCCAGAAAUAAACAACUUGCUAAAGCUCUCGCUGAUAUAACUAGCUUGGUGUAGUUUUUAAAUGCUGAUUGCUGUGUGCAAACUUUUUAUUAUUUUUUUAAAAUAAUAAUAUGCUGGUUUUACUUGUAUAGCUAAAUGUGUUCCUUUUUAUUCUUAAUUAAAAAAAUUAAUUUUA
Messenger RNA from Amphimedon queenslandica, 1568 nucleotides. RefSeq lists its product as uncharacterized. The record is from RefSeq and is a predicted model, not a curated record. NCBI's taxonomy places the organism in Eukaryota, Metazoa, Porifera, Demospongiae, Haplosclerida, Niphatidae. The transcript has 7 exons. Gene Ontology annotation, cellular component: extracellular region. Bases 70 to 1404 code for a protein of 444 amino acids.